ACCAUUUUUCAAAGCCUUCCCACAACUGCUAACCGCAAGGUAUAUAAUUUUCUUUAACCAAGCUAAUUUACCCCGUUAUAUACCUAUAUUAUCCAACAACAGCUAUAUCUACAGCAUCUCUCUAUACAAUCACUGUAUCAGGAAAUAAAAAAUGCUCUUGGAAGUUAAACUGAAUUCUUUGAAUAAUUAUAGAGGAUUUAAAAAUACUAUUAAAGUGUAAAACCAUAAAACCAUACUCUCUUGUGUGUAGAUAAAGGCAUGUUAUUCUUUUCCAUACAUCAGCUAUGUGAUUACUAGGUGAACUCGGUAUCGACAUGGCAUACGUGGUUAAUGUCUUUUGCUGCAGGACCAUGGGGACAGAUAUGUGCUGGGAAUCCUAGGAACAAAGCAAGGGGCUGUGAUGGAUAUGGCUGUGGAUAUUAUACAGCUCCAAGAAAAGACGGUAGAAGAAAGCACCUAGGGGUGGAUGUUAUAUGCAGAGAUGGCUCAACAGUGUAUGCUCCUUUCAGUGGCAUGAUUGAGAGACGAAUUAAUCCCCAUGGAGGGAGAAAUGUCAUUAAUAAUGGUGUCAAACUUCGUGGAUCAGGUUUCUGCGUCCAUAUGUUCUAUAUCAGGCCUGUUACUUACAGAGGUCGGAUCAAAAAGGGACAAAAAAUUGGAGAAAUGCUGCCAAUGCAAAGAGUAUAUCCUGGUAUAACAUCUCAUGUUCAUGUCCAGAACUGUAACCACUUUAAUGUCACUCGCUACUUAUAA
Molecule: messenger RNA, 753 nt
Organism: Gopherus evgoodei (Goodes thornscrub tortoise)
Lineage: Eukaryota; Metazoa; Chordata; Testudines; Testudinidae
Gene: LECT2
Product: leukocyte cell derived chemotaxin 2
Exons: 4
Coding region: 331-753 (140 amino acids)
Source: RefSeq, a predicted model, not a curated record